Messenger RNA from Ipomoea nil (Japanese morning glory), 3202 nucleotides. RefSeq names its product receptor-like kinase TMK4. Bases 179 to 2950 code for a protein of 923 amino acids. The transcript has 2 exons. Gene Ontology annotation, molecular function: ATP binding; protein binding; protein kinase activity. The record is from RefSeq and is a predicted model, not a curated record. Gene Ontology annotation, biological process: protein phosphorylation. NCBI's taxonomy places the organism in Eukaryota, Viridiplantae, Streptophyta, Magnoliopsida, Solanales, Convolvulaceae.
AAGCAUAAAUCCUUCAAGAACAUGAUAAACCACCAGAACAUACGCUUUUCUUUUCUUCUCUAACUUUUUAAAAGUCUUUUCAAAUUCCAAAAUUCAUACCGCGCCACCACCACCACCGCCGCCGUGUACCACCCAACCUUAUAUGCUUCCUCCGCCACGAAACUAAACCCCACCUGCAAUGUCCUCCCAGAAAGCUCCAUCCUUUCUCCGUUUACUCCUCUUACUCGGCCUGCUCUCUGUUUCAUUUUGCGAUGACGCCGCCGUCAUGUCCAAGCUCUUAGCUGCCCUCUCUCCGGCGCCUUCUGGCUGGUCCGCUUCCAAAGAUCCGUGUACUUGGACUAAUGUCAACUGCGACAAGCCCACCGGCAAUGUGGUCUCCAUCAACAUCGACUCCCAGUCCAUCUCCGGCAAUCUCCCUUCUGAGCUCACACAGCUGGCGUCUCUCCGAUCACUUUCCGUCCAGAAAAACUCCCUCUCCGGGCCCUUGCCGUCUUUCGCUAAUAUGUCCAGCCUCGAAGAGCUCUACUUAGACAGCAAUGAGUUCAGCUCAAUCCCCCCAGAUUUCCUCUUGGGUCUUCCCAAUUUGCGGAUUUUCAGCAUUUCCGACAAUGGCGAGCUCAGCCCAUGGCAAAUUUCUAGUUAUUUGGCCGAAAGCACAAGCUUGGGAUCUUUCUUCGCGAGCAACGCCAGUAUCACCGGCGUCAUUCCUAAUUUCUUCGAUUCUUUCCCGAAUCUCCAGAACCUGAGAUUAUCCUACAAUAACCUCACCGGGUCUCUGCCUGGGUCGUUUGGGAGCUCGGAGAUACAGAAUUUGUGGCUGAAUAACCAACAACAGGGGCUCUCCGGGACUAUUGAUGUGCUUUCCUCAAUGACCCAACUCUCCCAAGUAUGGCUUCAUGCCAAUGCCUUCACGGGUCCCAUCCCUGACCUUUCCAAAUGCGUAAAUCUCUUCGAUUUGCAGCUCAGAGACAACCAAUUGACCGGGGUUGUACCAGUUUCCAUAACGGGUCUUCCGAAAUUGGUGAACAUUACUCUUCAGAACAACAAUUUGCAGGGUCCCAUGCCUGAGUUUGGAAAUAACGUCAAGAAGAAUCUUGGUAAUGGUUUCUGUAAUGAUAAACCUGGACCUUGUGAUCCACAGGUCACUGCACUUCUUGCUGUUGCUGGGGGUCUUGGGUAUCCAAUCACGCUUGCCCAAUCUUGGGAAGGCAAUAAUGCGUGCAACAAUUGGGGAUCUGUCUCUUGUGAUUCACAGGGGAAAGUGAUUACGGUGACUCUAAGAAAGCAGGGGUUUUCAGGUACUAUUUCACCCGCUUUUGCCAAUUUGACUUCAUUGAGGAACCUGUAUUUGAAUGAUAAUAAUCUUACUGGCCCAAUCCCGGAGAGCUUGACUACUUUGCGUAAUCUUCAAGUCCUAGAAGUGUCCAAUAACAAUUUGUCUGGUCCUAUACCUGUUUUCCCACCUUCUGUGAGCUUUUCUCAUGGUGGCAACUUAUUUCUUGGGAAGAAUGUGAGUACCGGUGGUGGAUCACCGGGUUCAGGCCAGAAUUCAAAUGCUCCCGGUGACAAUCCAUCGUCUCACAAUUCAAACAGGUCCUCCAUUUCAGGUGGAAUGAUUGUUGGUGUGGUUAUAGCAGUUGUUGUUUUUGUUGUAGUUGUGUUGUUUGUGUCUUACAAGUGUUACAUGAAGCGGCAGCAUAAGAGAUUUGGAAGGGUCGAGAGCCCUGAUGAGAAGAGUGAGCAGAUGAUGAAGGCUAGUGUAGUUGGUUCUGCAACUGGAUAUUCGGGUGUCCCGAGUGAACUGCAGAGCCAGAGCAGUGGUGACCAUACUGAGAUCCCCAUUUUCGAAGGCGGAAACGUUGCCAUUUCGGUCCAGGUUCUUCGACAAGUUACAAACCAUUUCAGUGAAGAGAACGUGCUGGGGAGAGGAGGGUUCGGAGUCGUUUACAAGGGUGAAUUACACGAUGGGACUAAGAUUGCUGUGAAGAGGAUGGAAUCCGGGGUGAUGGGUACCAAAGGAAUGAAUGAGUUUCAAGCUGAAAUCGCGGUCCUUACCAAAGUUAGACAUAGGCAUCUCGUCGCCCUUCUCGGCUAUUGUAUCAAUGGCAACGAGAGGCUUUUAGUGUACGAGUAUAUGCCACAGGGUACCCUAGGCCAGCACUUGUUUGAAUGGCAAGAGCACGCCUCCGAACCUCUGACUUGGAAGCAAAGGGUAACGAUAGCAUUAGACGUGGCAAGGGGCGUCGAGUAUCUUCAUAGCUUAGCACAGCAAAGUUUCAUCCAUAGAGAUUUAAAACCCACUAAUAUUCUCCUUAGUGAUGAUAUGAGAGCCAAGGUUGCCGAUUUUGGAUUGGUUAGAAACGCCCCCGAUGGGAAGUAUUCAGUCGAGACACGAUUGGCUGGAACAUUCGGUUAUCUUGCACCCGAAUAUGCUGCUACUGGGCGAGUCACAACCAAAGUUGAUGUUUAUGCAUUCGGGGUUAUUUUAUUGGAGAUCAUCACGGGCAGAAAAGCGCUAGACGAGACCAUGCCAGACGAGAGGUCUCAUCUGGUGACAUGGUUCCGAAGGGUCCUCAUCAACCGAGACAACCUCCGAAAGGCUAUUGACCCUACUCUCGACCCCGAUGAGGAAACCUAUCAGAGCAUUGCCAAGGUAGCUGAGCUGGCUGGCCACUGCACCGCUCGGGAGCCAUUCCAGAGACCCGACAUGGGCCACGCUGUGAAUGUCCUGAGCCCACUCGUGGAGCAGUGGCGGCCUUCGAGACCUGAAGAAGACGAAAGCUAUGGCAUCGACCUCCAUAUGAGCCUCCCGCAAGCCCUUCAAAGAUGGCAAGCCGACGAAGGGACUUCCAGGAUGUUUGACGAUCUCUCCUACAGCCAAACGCAGUCGAGUAUUCCCACGAAACCUUCGGGAUUCGCUGAUACCUUCAGUUCAACAGAUUGCAGAUGACCUUAAAGUAUGCAAGUUCAUUUCAUUCAUUUUUUUUUUUUCCUGACAAAUUUGUGGUUUUCAUAUCAUAUUCUUAGCCUCUUAGGAUUGCCCUGGUUUGAUUGGAUUGUUUAUUUGACAGCUUGGUGUGAGCAAAGGCUUUAUGACAGAUAUAAUUUUGUUUUUGUCAUUUUUGGGAAUAGAAGAAUCAUGUACUAAAUUGUUGACCUCUCAAAUUGUUAUUGUAAAUAAUACAGAAAUUCUUUACUCAAA